UUGAAGGUGGACCUUAUGUCUACUGCUACGGAUUCAUCCGUCUGCCAACUGCACCCAUACACAAAAUAUCGAGAAAGCCACUUUUGCUUUCAGGGCGAGGCGAAAGCAUAGAUUUAUAGGAGAUAAAAUAUCGAGAAAUCCACCUUUGCUUUCGGGGCGAGGUGAAAGCAUAGAAUUUAGGUGGAAUAAAUAAUAGGGUCUUCAACAAUUUGCAGAGCCAGAGGAACCCUUCACUCUCUUCCUUAUCGUUUCCCGUCACUCUCUUAGUUAUUCUUUCCUCUACCAUUUUUUAGGGUUUCUCUUCUCUUCGAUAAUGAAGACCACAAAGGGGGGAAAGGUUAUGAAUCCAACCGAUGCAUAUCGGAAAGAACUCAGGAAGAAGGAGUUGAAAAGGAAUAAGAAGGAAAGAAAGAAAGUUCGUGAGGUUGGAAUUCUUAAGAAAGACCCUGAAACCCUGAAGGAACAAAUAGAAAAGUUAGAAAUGAUGAAAGCAGAUGGUGCUUUAGAUAAGGCAAGAAAACACAAGAAAAGGCAGCUUGAGGACACACUAAACCUUGUUUUGAAGAAGAGAAAGGAGUAUGAAGAGAAAAUGCGCGACAAAGGCGAGACACCUGUGAUGUUCAGCCACUUAGGACCUCCUCGGAGACGGACAACUGCAGAAGAAGAGGAGAGAGUGAAACAUCCUAAACCAGAGGAUUCUGUUUACUAUCACCCCACUCUCAAUCCUACGGGUGCCCCCCCUCCUGGAAAACCACCUAUGUACAAAUCAUCAAUAGGACCCAGGAUUCCCCUAUCAGGUUCAGCAGCAUCCUCAUCAAAAAUGGAUCCAGAAGAAGUACCUUUGGUUGUCCCCCCUCCACCACCUCUACCACCACCACCAGUACCAGAUGCUGGUGAAUUGGCUUCUACAGAUGAUUCUUCGUUACCUUCUUCUCUACCUCUACCUCCACCACCUCCAGCUCCUCCAAAACCACCUGCUGCAGAUCCAAGCUUGUCACUGCCUUCUGCAUCAAUGCCUCUGCUGCCUCCUGGGCCUCUACCCAAAGACACUGUCACUCUGCAAAGUUCAAUGCUUCCACCUCCACCACCUCCCAGACCUCCUCAGCCUCCAACUUCAGGUAUUACAGGAAAUGAGAGGGAGAAGAGUCAGAACUCCACAUCUGAUGCGCAGAUUCCAAAAGACUCUGAUCGGACCAUGGCCAUACCUCCUCCACCAGGACUCCCGCCAAUGUUAGUAAAAGCCCAAUCAGAAGGUGAAUCUGCUGAUGUUGAAGUGACUUUUACUAAGGACACGAAAGAUACUUUGAAGAAGAUUCCACCCCCACCACCUCCACGCCCACCAUUGCUGCAGAGGCCCCCUUCACUUCCUCCUAUGCAGACUGAUGUCAUGCCACCUGGUGUUUCUCGCUUCCUGCCUCCCCCUCCGCCACCAAUACCAUCUGAUAUGAGGGCCCCUCUUCCUGGCCCUGCUAUCCUGGCCAAUCGACCACCCAUUCCUAUCGGACUGGCACCCCCACCAAUUCCAAGGCCUCCAUUUGGUCCACCACCUGUGCCUUCUGCUAUGUUUAGACCUCCACCUCCAGGCAUGGCCCCUCCUUUAGAAGAUGACCAAGGGGCACCCAAACAUCUGUUGCCACAAAAACCAUCAUAUGUUAAAUCUGCGGCUUCGACAGUUGUCAAGAGGCCACUUGCACAGCAUACACCAGAACUUACAGCCAUGGUUCCAGCAUCUGUACGCGUAAGAAGGGAGAGUGCUGUUCAGAAAGCAAAGCCCAAGUCACAGCCGGCUGCACCUCCACAUUCAUUGGUUCCUACUGCCAUUGGUAAAUCAGAGCCUCUCACACAGUCAGGACCCAAGCCACAAAGUAUCGAUGACUCCUAUAUGGUAUUUUUGGAGGACAUGAAGGCACUAGGUGCUCUCGAUAGCUGAGCUGCAGCCUUUGGAGAUAUGUACAGGUCCUGCUUAAGGUGCAGCGUGCUUCAUUUUGUAACGUUAAUUGUCAACGAAUAUCUGGCAUUGUUGUCUUGCCAGGGUUGUUUUCUUUGCAUCCCAGAGGACGUUCAUGCAUUUUCUGAAUCAUGCGUUUUCUGAAAUUGAUUUAUUUUCGUAGUUGCAUGUAUCGGAUUCGGGAAAUAUUUGGGACUUCUGUUAAUUGGAAAUGAUUUAGGAGUAAAUUCAUAUUUGACAGAUUUAGGAGAUAUUCCACAUCAUACUUGACAUGUUUAUUAGCUACAAAAUUAUGGAGUUGUUUGUCGUGGAUGUAU
This is a messenger RNA of Amborella trichopoda, 2265 nucleotides long. It is a transcript of the gene ELF5, whose product is annotated as proline-rich family protein. Gene Ontology annotation, cellular component: spliceosomal complex. The record is from RefSeq and is a predicted model, not a curated record. Lineage: Eukaryota; Viridiplantae; Streptophyta; Magnoliopsida; Amborellales; Amborellaceae. Gene Ontology annotation, biological process: RNA processing.